AUUUCGAAGCAUGUUUGGUUUAUUUUCUUAAUUACAUUCUGAUGUGCGUCGAUGGGACUGAAAAUGGUAUUGCACAAAAAUGUUCGUUUGGAAUUUUUUACCACAAAUUGGGAACUAAUUAUGAGCGCCUUCACAAAUUUUGUCUCAAAAUCCCUUCGGUUCUUAACAUUUGUUCACUUUCAAUAAAUUUUAAUAAGAUUCAUUUGCAUUGAAAUUUAGUUUGACAUGGCGUCACUCAAAUGGAAAGAGGAAUUUGACAAAAUGCUCGUUUCAUUGGAUCGUAAAACGACACUAACGUUGCGAUUGAUCGAGGCUGAUUUUAACAGCGAAGGCAAAGCUUUGCCUGAAGGAUUCAAAGAACAUUUCUUGGGUGCUACAAGCGAACGCAUAAAGCGCAGUUAUGAACAGUACGAGAUGAGUCCACGGGCAAAUGUAUCACGGUUAAACAUCGCUGGGUCAUUAAAUAUGGAUUUGGAUCAAGCAACGAUGGAAAAUGCGAUCAAUAUCAUAAAAAUCGAUGUUCAAACUGUUGAUGAAAGUGAAAACGAUGAAGAAGAAAAGGUCGACGAGGUCCACCCAAACACGAUGACACGGAUGAUGAAUCAAGAUAUUGGUGGCCCAGAUCCAGGUGAUCCACAAAGCGUGCGGCAACAGAUCGAAAUGAUUUGGCCGGCAGCAACAGCCACGGCAGGCAACAGCCAGUCAGUGCCAACAGGUACGGUGCAAAAUGCACAAAAUACGGUACAGCCAAAACAGUUCAAGUGUCAGAUUUGUGACUAUGUUAGUCGCUGGAAACAUUGUGUUACCAGACAUAUGCGGUGCAUUCACCAAAGUCGUACAUGCGAAAUUUGUAAUAAACAAGUUGCGAAUGCCAAACUAUUGAAAAAGCACAUGAAGACCCAUACUACCACUAUAAACGUCAGCGAUCAACAUCAACAGAGACACUAUAGCACAUAGCAUUAAACGCACUAUUGCUUCACUCUUUGUACACACUUUGACAUCACUUAUGCUUUGGCGCGCGUCGUACGUUUUUCAAACGUUUAUGUUUGAUUCAAGUAUUUCACCGAUUUCACCGAAUUUUCUUACUCAA
Molecule: messenger RNA, 1090 nt
Organism: Sitodiplosis mosellana (orange wheat blossom midge)
Lineage: Eukaryota; Metazoa; Arthropoda; Insecta; Diptera; Cecidomyiidae
Exons: 2
Coding region: 226-957 (243 amino acids)
Biological process (GO): regulation of gene expression
Cellular component (GO): nucleus
Source: RefSeq, a predicted model, not a curated record